This is a messenger RNA of Anopheles moucheti, 3215 nucleotides long. RefSeq lists its product as uncharacterized. Gene Ontology annotation, cellular component: nucleus. The record is from RefSeq and is a predicted model, not a curated record. The transcript has 3 exons. The coding region runs from base 49 to 1845 and encodes 598 amino acids. NCBI's taxonomy places the organism in Eukaryota, Metazoa, Arthropoda, Insecta, Diptera, Culicidae. Gene Ontology annotation, biological process: regulation of gene expression.
AGAACAUAAAACCAUCGUGUGACAUUUACGCUUUGCCGACUACCAAACAUGGAUGUUGCACCGUCCAUGGUGCAGCGUUCCGGCGAUAAGCUGAUAGUGCGGCGGGUGGUGAGCGGCGAACGGGUGCACCUUAGCGAACCGAAGCCCACCGUCCAGUCGGACGACGGUGAGUCCACCGAUCGGCAGCUCGACGGUUGGCGCCGGUUUUCCACCGAUGCGUCCCCCGCGCUCACCAGCUACGACGAUCAGCUUACCGACGGCGAAGGAACGCAACCGGGGCCCUCGAGCGAAGCGGACGACCAGCACGAACCGCAGCUGCCGCAGUGCAAGAUCAAGCGCAACUAUUCGUGCAGCCGGUGUACUUACUUCACGCAGAACCCGCGCAAAUAUUUAACCCACCUGCGCGACACGCACGGUGAGAAGAUCGUGAUCAAUGAGUGCAAGCGAUGUCUGUACGCGUCCCGCCACUACCAGAAGCUGGUGCGGCACAUGAAGAUGGUGCACGGAUCGGUGGACGGUAUCCGGAAGUCGGCGUUCGGGUCGAGCCGGCGGCGCGUGCAGAAAGCUUACGGCCAGAUACACCACGGACCGGUGGUACCGGGCGGGUCGUCGAAACUAUCGCGUGCGGAAGCAACGCAGCUGACCACCGCGUACGUGCAGCAGUUGGUGGCGUCCGGGUUGCCGAAGUUGCUGGAGGAGAUUGAAAAAUCUGCCGCCGGAGCAUCGCUUGCAGCAGCGACCUAUUCCCGCGACAAUCAAAUGAUCAAGGUGGAGAUGGAUCAGUUAAAGCAAUCGAUGCCAUAUUCCGCUGAUGAGACCGUCCAAGAGGCUAGCGAGAGUCCCAGAGAUGAUGCGAUAGAGUCGUCGGAAGACGUGAUUCCACUGUCCAAGAAACGAUCCCGACCAAUACCCAAACUUAUCCCACUGAAUAUGUCCAUUUCCGGUGCGUCUGCAUCUACGCCCACGAAGUCGGCGACCCAAAAGUUUGUGAAACCGAUACCACUGUCCGCGCUGAGGGCGGACACCGGUGACAAUGAGCGGGCCGGCGACGAGUAUCCGCUUAGCUUAACGAAGCACCAACCUCAGCCAUCCAUGACGAGCGCACAGGAGCACACGGCGACCAAAUGUAUGUACUGCGAGCUGUCAUUUAAACCGGUGGAAGCGCUGGCCAACCACAUGAAGCUGGCGCACCGGGACGAUCUGAUAGCGUCCCUGUUGGCGAACACGUUCGAGGAGACACCCGCGGACACCGCCAAGCAGGUCCCGCGUCUGAGCGAGGCAGAACGUACGGCAAACGAGCUGUGGAAGCGACUGCUGGAGUGUAGUGCCGAAACCGUUCAUGCCAGUAAAAGUGCGGAUUACGGUAGUGGCGGCAGUAGGGAAGCGCGUCCCGGUUCCAUCUCCAACGACGAAACGGACGACGACAACCGGGAGGAACACCAGUCACAGACGUACUGCGGUGUGGAGACGGCACCGGGCUACGGUGAGGUAACGAACCGACUGCCAACAAUCGAUCCCGGCGGCGCUGGUGGUGCUGGUACUGGUGGUGGCGUCGGUGGACUGAUGAAGAAAGUCUUCAAAUGUCCGCACUGCUCGUUUUGGGCAUCAACGGCGUCCCGCUUUCACGUGCACAUCGUUGGCCACCUGAACAAAAAACCGUUCGAGUGUUCGCUGUGUGCGUAUCGGUCGAACUGGCGCUGGGACAUCACGAAGCACAUACGCCUGAAGACGAUACGGGACCCGAACCACAAAAAUGCGGGCGUACUGAUGAACGACGAGACGGGCCGAAGGAACUACACCAAGUACAACAAAUACAUCGCACUUAUGCAGAUCACGGACAAGUAGCGAAGGGGGGCUGAAGGCUGAAGAGGGGAGGAGGGAAUUGAGAUGGACAGCUAAAGCGAUUGAUGGAUGUUAAUAUAGGAUCUCUUGCGUUUGAAGCCAUGUACGACGUCCGGGACGUGUAAUCCUUUUAUCUCCGUCUGCUUCCGUGCGCGGCCAGUAGUCUUUGAAAUAGUGUCCCUGGCGCUGGUGAUACAUGAGGCUAGAGAAGAUGGGGAUGGAAGUCGUAACCAGCUUACUGCCCGGGAAGAUGGAAAAGACACACAACACCACUGCAGAACGGAUCGUCCUGCAAAACGGGAUCGCUUUACGAACUUCUGGCAGCCAGAAUAUGUCUCGUGGUACUCGCUUGUGGGAAGGACUUGAACCGAUCUGGGUGAAUGUUUUUUUUUUUUGGCUGGUAAUAUUAUUCCAAAUUUACAUUAUUGGAUGUAAAGCACUUCCUGUGCAACACAAGCGGUAAUAUAUUGCAUUCCCUCCAGUGUCAAGUUCAACAUCGUUCAACCGAAAAGUCUAAAGCUCUAUGCUGGCGUUCGGCGGCCGAGCCGGUUCCCAGACACGCAAUCAAUUCUGCGAAACAUUCUCAACUCGCUCGGAUGAACAUGACGACCUGUACUUCGGUCGAAACAUGUCCGUACUUUCCGGCGUCUGUACUUUGGGGAAAAUGCCGGGACCUUCCCGCCCUUGCUUUUGUGUGAACCGUGAAAUUUGAAUGUGAUGUUUGAGCGACUUUUACAGUGGACCUGCCCGUAUCCGCCCCUGUUUUCUUCCCAUCGCAACACCAUCCCAUUCCUUCUACCCACCGAUAUCAAAAUCCGUCCCUUACAGAGCACAUUCCGGUUGGGGACAGCCGGACGGACAGGUUGUUGACAUUUUUUUUUUCUUCUGUUCUUCUGUUUAGUAUGAUUGUUUUGGACAUCGUUUCCAGCGCUUCGCAUUACACCAAUCGUUACCAGUAAAAUGCGCUUUAUUAGAGUAAUCAUUUUGAAGGUGCGCUGUCAUCAGAUACAGCCACCGGGGCAUACGGUAUUUAGACGGUUAGAGACACGGACAGAACAUGCGGAAGUACACUUACACAACAACUUUUAAUACUACCCCAUAUAAUGCACCGUUCGGCAAUAUGGUUGCGUACCCAUCCGAUCAGACAGGUUGAAUAGGAAUUCCAGUGUAAGACAGCUGAGAGGCAUUAUCACAAUUAAACAAUAAUUGCUCUAGGAAGGUUGGGAAGAAUCUCAUUCUUAAUUUAUACACGAUUUGCUAUGAUAGUUUUAAUCAAGCUCUUUUUUUUAACAUUAUAUGGGUACAACACUAAAAAUAUAAAUAUUAUUGAGGAGUUUAAACAUUCGGCGUGUUAUUCUAUAAAGAACAUCCGA